CUCACAAACGUUAGGGGAGGAGUGUGCCCUAUGGACGAGGACGCCCCCGCACUGAGCCAUACGGUCAUCGAAGCUCAGCGCCGACACGCGCUUAAACUUCGCUUACGGAAAGAAUGCUUGGCGUUCAACAUCGAUGUCGAGCACCUUUUUGAUACACCAGAACGGUCGCAGACAGCCAAGGACCUCGUGCCGCCCGAAGUGUUCUACAAGACGUUGGCAUUACAUGGGAUCCGAUUCAACGACGACGACAAAACGCUCCUCCUUCACUUUGCCUCUCCGUCGGGGUUGCUCUCCCUGCAAUCGUUCCUUCACUUUUUGGACCUUCAGCGUCCCUCGGACCACGUCGAUCCAGACCUGACCUUUGCCUUGUUGCCGCAGCCAUUCCGCAUGCUGAACAAGAUCCUCGACGACGAUAUUCUUGACAGAGCGUGGUCCGCAAUCACGUCGUCCAUGACGUACAAGUUGCAGCAAGGCCAAUUGAAUGCCGAUUUGCAGGAGAAGGAAGCCAAGGCCCUGCUCUGCCCUCCAAGUUCUGCCGUGGUGAUUGCCGUAACCAUCCCGUCAUUGGAUUGGCCAAUUCGAGUCAGCGGCGACAGGGACCUGAUUGGAGUACUGCACGACAAUUCUACUUUGGAGCUUCUACAAGCAAACGGGGAGCAGACAAUGCCCCCCACUACCCCCCUCUUCUCGUCCCCCCGCCUCCAAGUUCAAUGCCUUUCGGAAUUCAAACCCAUGCGUCUUGGGCAAGUCAAGCGAACGUUUUUCGCUAUUUGUGCGCGCAAGCUCCCCAAACCAUCGCCGCCUCCUCCCGUCGAAGGGGCUCCAGUCCAAGCGGUCGUGGACGUGCCCGACCCCGUCGCAGACUCCCUCGAGAGUUUGGUGCAUGUGUAUGCCACCAAUAGCACCGCCACCAGUCUUCGCUACACGUUUUCAACCAUGGACCGUGUCGUUGGCCUCACCUUGGCAGACGACGUGUUGUUUCUGGCCGUGCAUUUCGAGUCGGGUGCCGUGGACGUGUAUCGCACUCCGAAUUUGGCCUCCGACCUUGCGAGUGAGAGCGUCGCGGCGCUCGAUGCGACCAGCUUGGUAUUGCACGUGGACCCUUCGUCGUAUCGCAUCCAAGCCCCCAACAAAGGGUUCGCGUCGGACGCAGCGGCGACGGCGGCGGCGGUCACGGCCACUCCGGCUGCAACGAAGGGCGACAAGCACAAGGAUAAGGGCAAAGGCAACAAGGACCUCGUCGUGGAAGAUGUUGCGUUGGCGAUUGCCCCUCCUGCUGUCUACUCUGCUUACCUUUUCGUAGCCUUUCUCAUGGACCUUUGGCCACAACCUUCGACGACACCCACCACUACUGGAAUCGUGCUGGCCAGUCAGUACAAAAUGCUGCAGUUUCAGCUCUCGCCAGCUCCUCCUUCCAUGUGUGCAUCUACUACAGUCAUUCUCUCUUCGAACGUGAUGUGUGCUGCAUUGGACGCCAGUGCCACCCUUGUUGUCCUUGGGCUCGAGAGCGGCAGUGUUAUAGCGUGGAAUACUCGCUUGCACGUGGAACUGUCAGGCUUGGGUUGCCAUAGCACUCCAGUAAUGGCCUUGUCACUGUUUAAAGCCGACUGCCUCAUUAGUUUGUCAAAAGGCAACGAAGUGCAUUUUUACUCCCUCGCGACUUCCCCCACCACUAGUUUUGAGUCUAUACGUGAAGUCAAGUCGUUGGUUCGAGUUCGUACUGGAGAGCUGGGCACCCCCCCCUACGUUUCAGUCGCCACCGCCGCCGACGUUCCUCUUACCAUCCUUGGCCAAGCGGACGGCACCGUCACCGUGCUAGACGCCCGCAACGGCGACAUUUUGGGGAGUUUAAGCUUGGACGGUCGCCUUCCCAUCGUGGACGCUCCUAUGUCGGCACUCAGUUUUGUCGUGGGGGACGCUGUGUACAUGCCAACCUCUGCCACCGAAGGCAACCAGAGCCUACGGUCCAUUCAUUUGAACAUGUACUCGUCCACGUCCAUCUUGCAAACGUGUUUUGCCAAAAGCGCGUUGAGUGCGCCCAGCGUCUUCUUGGACAGAUAUACGCCAGCUGCCAUCGCCCUAUCGCCGCCAACUCUUCCAUCUGCGACGACGUCGACACGACCCUCCAAGCCGUUGCCGUCCCCCCCUCCGUCCUCCGGCCCUCCUCCAUCGUCAACCCACGUCGCUCGGAUCCGUCGGCCAUCGGUCAUUGGCGGCUCGUCGUCGUUGCUGCUUCGAGGGGCCUCGACCUCCACUUGUACUGGUGCGACCAUCUCCCCCGUCAGCUGCAGUUUGAACCUCCCGACGCCGCCGGCGAUCAAGGGCCUCCACGCGAUCUACAUGCGCAUGCUGCAAAAGCACGAAGCGGUCGCCAUCGAACGCGAUGCCCGGAUGGCGAAGCGGCGCGCCGACGUGUUGAAGUCGCUCAACUCAAUAUGGUGACAAUACCCCAAGUAUUGUACACACAGCAAUUUCUGUUUGAACCCCCACAUACUAUGUGUGUGCUAGCUACUGUACUACCGUAACUCGAUAUUAUCUUUGUUUUUG
Molecule: messenger RNA, 2547 nt
Organism: Aphanomyces astaci
Lineage: Eukaryota; Oomycota; Saprolegniomycetes; Saprolegniales; Verrucalvaceae
Exons: 10
Coding region: 31-2442 (803 amino acids)
Molecular function (GO): protein binding
Source: RefSeq, a predicted model, not a curated record